UAACCCAUCGUUGGGUGUACAUCUCGAUGCAACUGUCGCGGAAGUUGUGUUUCAGAGUGCAGGUGGCUCUUGUUACUUUGUCGACGGCUGUAACAGGACGUCAGGUCAGGUGUGCGAGUUAAAAGGAAAAACUACGCCUGGGCGAGUGCAAAGUGUCUUGCACCAGUGGACGUCAGGAAUGGGGACCAUCCCAAACGACAUCAGGAGGCUACUAGAUGACUGCGAGUUGUUUGUGUCUGAGAUCCUUCAGGACGAGCAGCUGAGUGAAAAUGCGGCAGAGACCCGCAAAGUCUUAUUGAAUAAUUUCAGGGUGGUGCAUGUGAGAAACCCUCAGGAAUUCCCCUUUCGCUCUGACUCGAGGGAGGAAGACGGUUCUGACGACAACCGCAGCUCCAGUCUGGGUCGCUCUGCACCGUCCGACGACGCCUCGCUGGCUUCCGACUACCAGGAGGACGGAGCGGCUGAGUUCCUUGAGGACAUUCCCCUCACAGCAGCUCAAGACCUCGGCAACAUCCUGAAGCAGGGCUUCUUGGAAAAGAAACGACGAGAUCACAGCUUCUUUGGCUCAGAGUGGCAGAAGAGAUGGUGCGUUCUCAACAAUUCCAUCUUCUUCUACUUUGGCAGUGACAAAGAUAAACAACAAAAAGGCUCGUUUUAUAUCAACGACUACAGUGUUCAGCUCAACAACAACCUGAGGAAAGACUCCAAAAGGAAUGCCUGCUUUGAGAUGUAUGCUCCCGGACAGAGGACGUUUCAGUUCACUGCUGGCAGUCCUCAGGAAGCUCGAGAAUGGGUGAACUACAUCAGUUUUGUGCUGCGAGAUCUUAGCUCCAGCACCAUUCCUUUCGACGAGGACGAGGAGGAUAAUGACGACGGUGACGAGACAACCUACGACGACAUUGAAAGGCCCUCAGGCCUGCCCUGGCCUGCGGGUGCUGUCGCCGCCCGGGCCUCUCACAGUAGCGUGGGAAGGCGGAAGGAAGACGGAGAGGAGGACAUCAGUGACAUUUAUGAGGUUCUGCCAGAUGAGGACUUUCCAGAUCCACCAGCCGAGGGCUUAGAGACAUCCAACAAAGCCGUGUUGGAUUAUGCCAACUACUACCAGGCCGUGUGGGACUGCCAAGCAGACGCACCAGAUGAGCUGUCCUUCCUCAGAGGAGACCUCAUAUUCGUCCUCAGCAAGCGCGGCGGCCAAUCAGAGCCCGUAUAUGGCGAGGGAAGCCGACCAAUGGCGGGUGAGCCCCAAAGUGUCCAGCUGCUUGUCAACAGAGAGGAAAGAACGUGGACAACAGCGACACCCCCUGACGGCCUCUAGCAAAACACUAAGUGAAUUUGAGGAAAAAGGGCGGAAUCAUUUAAGUCAGCGUGAGACUCGAAAGAAAAAAAGCGACAUACACAGCACACGUACACACAAAACACACAAGGUCAAAGAUUUAUGUGGACACACAGACUCACACGGACACACACAAACGCACGUAGGCACACACAGAUACGCACACAGACACAUAGGUGCACACUCCCAUAGGUACACAAGCACAAACACACACACAGAACGCAUCAGGCGUACAACGCACACACACAUUUUACGGUCCCUACCAGGUCAACGCACACAAAAACCGGCACCCAGACUUGAAACCUGAACAGUAUCAUUGAAACCGUAAUUUGAAACUUUAACUCCAAACCCUAACACAGACUAAAAAUACAAUUGAAACCCUACGUUCAAACACUAAUGCUGUCUUGACAUCUGAAACCCUAACCUUGCUUGUUUCUACUACAACGUAAAAGAGUCCAUUUGGGAAGCAUUUAUUGAAAUGGAUGACCAUCUAUUGCGUGAUGCUGUUUAUCACAGUGUUCUAGAAAGCUUUGAGGAAUGAUACAGUGUUGAAGGAGGACAUUUCCAGCAUUUACGCAAUUAAACUGAGUUCAAUAAAUGUAAUUGGAAUAAAUUAGUAUAGAUGUAAUAAAAUGUAAACAUUACAGUUAACCCCCGCUAUCCACUUGGGGUAUGGACCGAGCUCAGCACUGCUGCAAAUAGCUAAAAAAAAAAACUGCAAAUAAUUGACACACCCCGCCCCAAUUUUUUAAAUAAUUGCCUAUAUUUAUAUUUUAAACGGUCAGUAUACCACACAAAAAAACAGGCAAAACUCCUCCUACCCGACAUAACAAAGAUCUUAGAACAGUCCAGAUGUACAGAAUCACUUCAAUAUACUUCCUUGACACCAGUUGCUACUUUCCUAUUAGCCAGGAUGUUGAUGCCAUCUUGGAGCAUCUUCGGGCAUUAUAGAAAGAGCCCAAUAAUACACAGAGGUUCUGGAAAUUUUGUUUUUCAGUAACAAGGUGCAGAUAGGUUCCAUGGGGGAAAAAAAACAUGCCUAGGUGCAGGUUCACUGCCAACCCUGUAUAACUUGCGAAUGAAAGAUUCGUAAAAUGCGGGUACAACAUACUAAGUUGCGCAGAGGAAAUUUGUAAAUCCCGUGUGCAACUUGCGUAUUUUGCAAGAUCAACUUGGGGAGAGCGUGCAUGUGACUUGUGUAUCUUGCAAGCGCCAGUGAUUUAAACUCAUGCUCGCAUACAUAAGAAAUCAAACACGUUCAUGUCAUCUCCUGGGUUCCGUAAAAAGUCAAAUCUGGGAGACAAAAGGGGUGCUGGGGGCUCCCUUUCUUCUUUUGUGUGAACUCCGUCACACCCCCUUGCUCUGUCACACAGCCAUUUAAGAACCCCCGCUGCUAUUGUGGCCAUAGACACCAAGCAAGACAUCCUAUUUACCACCCAGAGUAGCAGGGGGUGAGUCUGGGGUCCGGGGUCACGGAGGAGGCAACGGUCAGCCUCCGGUCAACUACAGUAGGUCAUUAUUCAGCCUGGCCAAUAACCCGAUCCAUUCUACUUAAUUAUUAUGAAUGCGGGGGGCGGCGUAAACAGCCGUCAUCAUUACAGACGCUCAGUGGCAUACACAAAUGCUCUUUAAAUGGCCAUUUGCUUAAGCAGCCGCAUGCCGUCCCAAAGCACACUUUUCUUUUCCUCUCAUCUCGUCAUGCGGAGAUCUUCGAGUGUCUCCUUCAUCCUUCCGACCAAUUCACUCCACUAAUUAAAAGCCCUCUUGGAACAGAGACGGACACUAAGUGGCCUUUUGGAUGUGCGGAGGUGCACAAGAGGCAUCCAUAUCUCUAAAAUGCUUCUACACCUAAUAUUUUGAUACUCAGUGAGCUCCCGUUUAUCACAGGGGAUAUGUUCCAGAUCCGCCUGUAAAAAGUGAACAUUUAUAGAGACCAUAUUUUUUUUCAUCAUAAUUUUGCACCUCCCACAUGCUUUAAACACAUUUAAAUAUAUUAAAACACACUUAAACUUAUUAAACAAGCUUUUUUUCAACCCAUUGUAAACAUAUUUGAACAGAAAAAAAUUGUAUACAAAGUUCCGUACGCAUUGUAGUGUCUGGUUAUUGGAUAUGUGCCUGUAAUACUGCAUGUGAGUGCCUGGGCGUGAGCUGUGGCUGACAACAGUUUCUGCGUGAAUGUGCUCAUUGUGUUAAUGUAUUUUAUGGUUAUCCAGGCAUUCAAUAAAUGGCUAA
Molecule: messenger RNA, 3565 nt
Organism: Phyllopteryx taeniolatus (common seadragon)
Lineage: Eukaryota; Metazoa; Chordata; Actinopteri; Syngnathiformes; Syngnathidae
Gene: skap1
Product: src kinase associated phosphoprotein 1
Exons: 12
Coding region: 179-1315 (378 amino acids)
Cellular component (GO): plasma membrane; cytoplasm
Molecular function (GO): protein binding
Source: RefSeq, a predicted model, not a curated record